GGCAGAGUGAUAAUAAAGGUCCCCGGGUCUCCGGUUGCAUAUUGUUGGACACGGAACUCCGGAUGAGCGCAGAAACUGGCAGUGAGAACCGGUUUAACUUUACCCAGACAAGACGAGACGAUACUUGUCCUCUCGCUGAACAGGUUGAGAGUCCGUCAUGAUCAUCCAUAGCGGAUAGGGGAAGGAGUGUGUGUGUGCAUGUGGCCUCAGGUGGCGCAAGAGGACCAUGGAGCCCGAUGUCAUCCGUCUGUACUCUUCCUCUCCCCCUCCACUGGAUGAGGCUGGAGAGGAAGAAGAGGAGGAUGAGUUUGGUGAGUUCGGGGGUUUUGAUGGCGGAGGAGUGUCGUCCAGUUUCAGCUUCUCGGACAUCGACACGCCCACAACAUUCAGCCAGUCAAACGCGCUGGAGGAGUCCCCACCUGACCUAUACAUCAAAUCCAUACAGAAUGUUGCUGUAUCGGAGAAGAGUGGAUGGGCUAACGACGAGAGAAAAAUGGUAGGAGAAUCUAUAAGCAGUAUCGAGAAAACAGAGAAGGAAUUAUCUGAGAUUGUCACAAAUGGUGUGACGUUCUUCGAUCAGAAGGUGUUCUCUGCUGAACAUGGUCAGAACUCUCCCUCAAUACUUCCUGAUGUCCGAAUCAGCAGCAUAGGCGAUGGACAAAUCCUUAGUAAUGGCUACAGUGAGUCUUGUAUAAAUUCAGAGCUGGACAGAGCUCUUCCCUCAUGCUUGCAAAGCGCCGACACUGAAGUACACUCUGGACUGGGCGUCAACGUAGUUGAUGUGUUAGACAGAAACCAGUUAAUUAACCAAAUGGACAAUCUGACAGACUCAAACAAUCACUCAUCCCAUAAAGAAGCAUCUGAACCUGGAGAGACAGAAGUGAGACUGGAGCUAUGUGGCGACUCCCAGUCGUCUAGUUGUAGAGAUGCACAAGAACCUGAUGGUGAGCAUACAGAAAGGGAGAACUUUGUUGUUUGUGGUGACGCAGGUUCUCUGGACGGGUCUGCAGACUGUGUUGACAUAGCCGAAACAGAGACGGCUCCCUCUGUGGAUGUGGAUCUAAUUUCUGACACACAGCUAAGUGGAAACAUAAAAGAAAUUCAUGGAUCAUUCGCAAACACAGGUGGAGAAGAUGAGGACAUUGAUUUAUCCGCAGACCCCACGGCCUACGAGGAUUUUGGCGAUUUCAGAGAUGCAGCUCAGGGUUUUGCAGACUUCAGCCGGACUGAAACUAUAACCCAGGAAGGAUUUCCUGAAUUCGUCACGGCAAUGUCCAGGUGCUCCACGGAUGAUGAGUUUGGUGACACGGACACCCUGAAGGACUUCAAGGAGGAAGAUGAGCUGGCUGACGAAGAUGAGCUGGCUGAGGAAGCAGCGGACAAUGAAGGAGCUUUUUGUUCUGAGUUGCCUCCCAGCGACAGUUUUGCCGACUUUAGUUCAGCUCCACUUGGAGGAGUGGCGGUGGGAGGGCAAGACAACUGGACUGCAUUUGGACCACAUAAAGGCACGGAAGAGGAACAGGAUUCAUGGGCCGCAUUUGGGGAGGAACAGAGCACUUACCUGGGUAAAGAAGAACAAGAUGUUGAGACUUCAACAGCGCCCUCUAGUGGUGACCUCCAGGGUAGCACUGUUGAGUUCAGCUGCAAAUUACAGCAUCUCUUCAGAACUGCCUUCCCUUCAAACGUCCAUUCUGAGGUCAGCGGGGUUACUGAGGUCCUGCCCCUCCACGAAUUCCUGCAGGCUCAGGAUCCUCAGGAGCAAAGGGAUCCAAGCAGCUCUUUGGCACAGGAGAAUUCAUUGGCCUUGUGGUGCCACCUUCAGGACAUCCUCGGCUCUCAUGGCCUUAAAUUCAAGUGGGCAGGUUCCCAUAGCAACAGAAUUCUUUUGGACUGCCUAGGAAUCAGGAAUAUUUUGUUCACUGGAGACAAGCAGCAGCCAGUGAUCGUGCCUAUGUUUGCUGCCGGACUGGGAAUGCUGGAACCCACCAAAGAGUCUCAAAAAUCUCCAGCCUCCCCUGCACUUUUCCCUUCUACUCCUGUGGAGAGUGGAAAUAUUCUAUGCACUCAGGUGGCGCCCUCUUUGGCCCUUAGUAUUGACGCACAAGAUGGUGGAUUCUCAGGGCUAAAUUUGGACUAUUUUGGGCCUGUGGAUGAAUGUAGCUCAGAUAGUGAAACUGACACUCCACUACCAGGUGUUGAUCCAGAGAUAUAUGAACUGACUACAGCUAAAAUUGAGAACAACACCACUGGUCGAAGCAUUGCAGACGCAUUUACAAAACUCAUGGAGUCUAUGGAGAAAACCAGAACAACGGCCAGGAGGCCAGAAAAAGAUGAAAAGAUAAGCGAAGAAGCAGCAAAGGUCAUCUCUAUUCUCCCUGAUCUGUCUUUCAUGCAGGCCAGGGUUCUAAUGUUCCCCUCCGUUCUAACUCCAGCAGCCAAUCAUAUAUAAGCAAACAAGGUAUCAGCCAAUCACCUUUCAAAGAGUUCAAAGUCAUUAUGGCAUCAUCAUUCAUUUAGUUUAAAGACUGCUACAAAAAAACAGAUCAAGUCAUUGUUUCUUCCAGAAAAAAAAAUCACAUUUAAAAAUUUAACCAUAUAAAAGCUCCCUAUUUCUUCACUUGUGCUGUUAUUAUAGGUUUUUAAUUGGAUUGAAUCACCACGUUAUGUGUGAAAAUGUUCCUGCUGAUUUUUUUUCAGCAGAAAAGACACCCACCUUGUCUUUAAUACACAGUAUAUAGAUACCUUUUAGCAUAUUUACCUUUUAUGUCUGAUAUAUGAGUUUGUUAUGAUUUUAUUUUUGAGUGCUGUUUGUGAAAAUGUGAGUACUUUUCACUCACUGAGGUGAAAUGCAGAAUUGCACAUUUUACUACUUGAAACCAGAGCCUGUUAAUCAGUGAUGGGCAACUUCAGUCCUGAGUUUAGCUCCAACCCCUGGUUGCAAUAUAUAUAUAUAUAUAUUAAUAUGUGCUUUUCUUUUUAUUUCUCUGUAUUGUUUUAAUUGUUACUCAGUUCAGUGCUUCCUUUAGCUGAUUUAUAACCAUUUUAUUCUCUUGUAAACUUCAUUUAGUAUAGUACAUGUAUCUUCUAACCAUCCUUUCAUUUUAACUGCCUUUAGUUGUUUUAUUUUAUUUUCCCACAACUGACAAGCAUAUAAGAAAAGAUUAUAUUAUCAUUUAAUUUUGAUAACUUCAAUAAGGGAACUGCAUAUUUCUGUGUGUCUGCUUUUUUGUCCUAUUAAUGUCUUGUCACUGUAUUAUUUUAAAGGUGAAUCUUUUGCACAAUCUGAUAUAAUAUGAAUAUGACAGCAGUGCUAAUGUCUUAAAGAAAACACGGAAAUUGUUUGUACUGUUCCUGUGGAAAAGACUGUAUAAAGGAAUUUGUGUGACUGUCUUCUGUUGUAAAUUUGUAUUUUGAAGUUUAACAAUAAAAAAGGCAGAUAAAUGA
Megalobrama amblycephala (Wuchang bream) is the source of this 3444-nucleotide messenger RNA. RefSeq names its product aftiphilin b (gene aftphb). Gene Ontology annotation, biological process: intracellular transport. NCBI's taxonomy places the organism in Eukaryota, Metazoa, Chordata, Actinopteri, Cypriniformes, Xenocyprididae. The record is from RefSeq and is a predicted model, not a curated record. Gene Ontology annotation, cellular component: trans-Golgi network membrane; AP-1 adaptor complex. Gene Ontology annotation, molecular function: clathrin binding.